This is a messenger RNA of Salvelinus sp. IW2-2015, 4356 nucleotides long. It is a transcript of the gene strn3, whose product is annotated as striatin, calmodulin binding protein 3. The record is from RefSeq and is a predicted model, not a curated record. Gene Ontology annotation, cellular component: dendrite. Gene Ontology annotation, molecular function: armadillo repeat domain binding; protein-containing complex binding; protein phosphatase 2A binding. Lineage: Eukaryota; Metazoa; Chordata; Actinopteri; Salmoniformes; Salmonidae.
CUUUGUGUAAUACCCCUUUUUUUUGUUUAUGCAUCUGUAACUGAUCAGUUAACUACAUAUCCCAUUCAGCAGUCAGAAGGACUAUGGCCAAGCUAAACUAACAGUCAAGAUCCCCAAUCUGCAGUCAGCAAACAAUGCAGUCAGCAACAUAGUGCUGGAUAUGAGAUGGCUCCCUGAGUCAUGCAAACAAACCCUGAUAGAAUCCUAUUUCUAUUAUUGAUCUGGUUCACAAUGUGUCUGUGCUGUACAGACUAACUGUAUACACGCAUGCCCGGCCUAAUGUAUUUGGAUGACCCCAAAAAAAAGAAAAAGUAGAGUAUGUCCCACCAUGCAGCGCGGGACAAUUCUCUCUCCCACCCCCGGCAGUAAGGAGGCUUUCAUAUCCAACUCCAAGGAUUGGACUAAUGGCGGCCAACAAAUCUUUACGCUGAGAGUAAAUCCAAAACAUAGCCCUGUCUCACUACAACCGCAUAGCCAUUUCAGUGAAAGGCAUCGUCAAAUUCAUACGGGAACACUGAUCUGAAAAGGGGGGGUGGAGGCGAAUUCAAGCAGCAAAUUGUGCUGGGACUUUCCUCUUCUUAAAAAUGGAUGAACACGCCGGCGGAGGAGUUGGAAUGGCCGCCUCAAGACAGCAGCAGGGGAAUAACAACGUUAAUCCCCAAAUCGGUAGUGGAGGUGGCUCAGGGAUGGGGCAGCAGCAAGACGACAUACCACGGCCACAGCAAUAUACCAUCCCCGGUAUUUUACAUUACAUCCAGCACGAAUGGGCCCGAUUCGAAAUGGAGAGAGCUCAUUGGGAAGUGGAGAGGGCCGAACUUCAGGCUCGAAUAGCAUUCCUACAAGGAGAAAGGAAAGGUCAAGAAAAUGUAAAGAAUGAUCUAGUUAGAAGAAUAAAGAUGUUAGAAUAUGCAUUAAAGCAAGAACGAGCAAAAUACCAUAAAUUAAAAUAUGGAACAGAAUUAAAUCAAGGUGAAGUUAAGAUGCCUAACUUUGAACCAGAAGAAACCAAAGACACAGAGGUCCCUGCUGUACCCCAGAACAGUCAGCUGACGUGGAAACAGGGCAGACAGCUCCUCAGACAAUAUCUUCAGGAAGUAGGUUACACGGACACAAUACUAGAUGUACGGUCUCAGAGAGUGCGUUCGUUACUGGGCCUAUCCGGCUCGGAGCAGAACGGCUCUGUGGAAAACAAAAACCUGGAGCUGAUCCUCAACGGAGGGGAGUCUCCAGCCAAACCAAAGGGACAAGAUAUGAAAAGGAAUCCAGGAGACGUUCUGGAAACAUUUAACUUCUUAGAAAACGCAGACGACAGUGACGAAGAUGACGAUGAGGAGGGAGACCUGAUGGAGGAUAUAGACAGCGGCAAACACACAAUAAAAAAACUUAAGAUAAAGGUUGGGAACGAGGGCCUGGCCUCUGACCUUCCAGACGAUCCCGACACGGAGGAGGCUCUGAAAGAGUUUGACUUUCUGGUGAAUGCCGAGGAUGGAGAGGGAGCAGGGGAGGCCAGGAGUUCAGGGGACGGGACCGAAUGGGCCGAGCCCUUACCUUUUCCCUCGGGCGGGGGCAAGUCCUUUAUCAUUGGCUCUGAUGACGUGUUGGAGAGUUUCCUGGGCCUGGGAGACCUGGCUGACCUCACCGUCUCCAACGAUGAGGCUGACUACAGCUAUGAUCUACCAGCCAAUAAGGACACAUUCAGGAAGACGUGGAAUCCCAAGUACACCCUGCGCAGCCACUUUGACGGGGUCAGGGCUCUGGCCUUCCAUCCUGUAGAGCCUGUCCUGGUCACCGUGUCUGAGGACCACACACUCAAACUGUGGAACCUGCAGAAGACCGUACCUGCCAAAAAAAGUGCCUAUUUCGAUGUGGAGCCCAUUUACACAUUCAGAGCCCAUGUUGGGCCUGUGCUGUCCCUGGCUAUGAGUUCCAGUGGAGAGCAGUGUUACAGUGGAGGGAUUGACCACACAAUACAGUGCUGGAACAUCCCCAGCUCCAACGUAGACCCUUAUGACACCUACGACCCCAGCGUCCUGGCUGGAACCUGGCUGGGCCACACAGACGCUGUGUGGGGGCUGGCCUACAGCGGGAUCAAGAACCGCCUGCUGUCCUGCUCCGCAGACGGAACCGUCAAGCUGUGGAACCCCCAGGAGAAGAACCCAUGCAUCAGCACUUACAACCCAGAGAAAGAACACGGCAUCCCCACGGCGGUGGACUUCAAUGGCUGUGACCCCGCCCACAUGGUGGCGUCCUUCAACACGGGCAACGCUGUGAUCUAUGACCUGGAGACGUCCCAGGCUGCCGUGGUGUUCGCCUGUCAGGGGGAGAACACUCUGCCUGGAGCCAACCACAUCAACAAGGUAGUGAGUCACCCCACCCUGCCUGUCACUAUCACGGCCCAUGAGGACAGGGACAUCAAGUUCUUUGACAAUAAAUCAGGUAAAGUGAUCCAUGCGAUGGUGGCCCACCUGGAUGCUGUCACCAGCCUGGCUGUGGACCCCAACGGGAUCUACCUGAUGUCAGGAAGCCACGACUGUUCAAUCCGUCUGUGGAACCUGGACAGUAAGACCUGUGUGCAGGAGAUCACUGCCCACCGCAUGAAGUCUGACGAGUCCAUCUAUGACGUUGCCUUCCACCCGUCUAAGGCAUACAUAGCAAGUGCGGGGGCCGAUGCCCUGGCCAAAGUGUUUGUGUAGUAGACAAGCUCUGCUCUGCCAGACUGAGCUGAGCGGGUAGACACAAAGAAAGAAUAGACUGCUUCACUGCCCUGUGUAACGAGAGUAGCAUUUUAUAACACUACAUUGAAGCUGCCUCCCUCCAUCCCUAUUGAACUCUACACCUGACAGAAACCAGGUGCCAAGGGGACUUAUGCCAGGCAUGGUGAGUGGAGGAGCGACCAAUCAGUUGUAUCUGUUUUCGAACACAAAAACAUUUAACUGUAAUUUACUCUAAGUUAAAACAAGCCAGUGUAUGUAGCCUUUUGACUAGGUUUGAGCUGAGCUAAUAUCUGUCCUGUAGGUAUACUUCAGUGACCAUGGACGGAGUGGCUGUCGUAUGCGUCAGACAGUGGGUCGUCAGAGAGAGGUCAGGACUGGGUCAUGUCUUUUAAUCUGAUUCACACAACUGGGCUGACCCCGACCAUACUGAACUGGCUUAGAUAUGAUCUUUUCACAUUGUUCUUUUCACCACGUUUCCAGUAACUAUGGUGGAUUUGUGACCAGGCCAGUACAGCUCAGCUUGGCUCGCUAGUGUGAAAAGGGUAUUUAACGGGACGUGGCCACAGCCCCUGGUGGGCUGACCGGGAGACCCUGCGGCGUGGAUUCAGUUCAUGCUGAACACGAGUCACAGGCGUCCACUCAACCAUGUAGCGAGAGAAAAAUAAUAUGAAAUGAAAUAUAAGUCAAUCAACUUCACUUUAGCGUAGGUUACAUGACAUUUUUGUGUAAAAAUAAAAUAUAGUUUUUAUAAUCCUUUUUAUAUAAAUAUAGUCUGUCAUAACAGCACUGAAAAAAUUGUUUAAAAAAAAAAGGGAAUAUUUAUUCCUGGUUUGAACCCUCCAUCACAACUCAUGCUGUCCUCCACAACUGAUCUGACUUAUUUUCCCCCUGUCACAGAAAACCCUCGCUGAUCUCGCCCUUCCUAACCCUAGGAUGCUAUCUCUUACAUUGCUUUGACACCGUCUUGUCACGGCAGUAAAGACUAGGACUAAAAGAAGCCCAUUUAAUGGCUUCCUGAGAGCUCUUUUUAAAUAAACUGCAGCCUCCUAUCACUAUGUGAUAUGUUUGUACACCUUACUGUAUUUGAGUUUAUUUAUCACAGGUUAUUAGACAUCUUAAUACUAUUUAUUUCACUUUCUGUUAGUCUUAUCCGUUCAACUACAUACACGGCCCAAGGAUCUCUAUAAGAUCAAGUGAAACUGUAAAUACAAAACAAGUGAAACCUGAUGUCAGUCUGAGGUAUAGACUGCCUUAUUCUGUUAAAUCACUGCUUUGAAGCAAGCAUGGAGUGUAAUUGUUUCUCUUUAUUAAGGGAUUGGAAUAGCAAACGUAAGAUUAAUCACGACUCAAUGUUUUGUUUGGUUGUACUAUUUUCCUUUUAUCUUGAAAAACUGUUAUUUUCAAACGUACGGUGUAGCCAAGUCUUUUUUUUUUGUUUCUGUCAUGCAUGAUUAAUACAAUCAAUACUUUUUUUUUUAGACUUCCAAUAAAAGGUUCUGAUCAGUUUGCGAAUUUUGAUGUUUUGUAAGGUUUUUGAUUUGCAAACUAUGAAUCAGCAGAUUUUAAAGAUUGUACCACAUUCAACAGUUCAAAAGUAAUGUAUAUAAAAUGUCUAUAAUAAAUAUUAAAUGGUGUACCUGUA